Staurois parvus is the source of this 387-nucleotide messenger RNA. Lineage: Eukaryota; Metazoa; Chordata; Amphibia; Anura; Ranidae. The record is from the annotation of a GenBank genome assembly.
CGCACAACAAGGAAGUGUUCAGAUACCAGGGUGGAACGCAUUGCUGCUGCCUGUGGCUUCUGCAGAGGGGGAGAGACUCUGAACCUCAAUGUCGGGGUGCUGGGCCACAGUGACAGCGGGGAGACUCUGAACCUCAAUGUCGGGGUGCUGGGCCACAGUCACAGCGGGGAGACUCUGAACCUCAAUGUCAUCCUCCACCGCCUCCCCCGGGGAGACAAGAACCACCAAUGUCCGGGGUGCUGGGCCACAGUGACAGCCUGGACCUGGGACUUCUCCUCAAUGUCACCAUGCCCAUGGGCCCCGAGACACCGGGUAAUGGCGUCUACAGAUCACCCAUCACAUGCCGCCCUCAGGGCCACAGUCAUAGGAGACGUGAUCAGUCCUUGU